Molecule: messenger RNA, 1649 nt
Organism: Manis pentadactyla (Chinese pangolin)
Lineage: Eukaryota; Metazoa; Chordata; Mammalia; Pholidota; Manidae
Gene: TUSC2
Product: tumor suppressor 2, mitochondrial calcium regulator
Exons: 3
Coding region: 141-473 (110 amino acids)
Biological process (GO): regulation of mitochondrial membrane potential; inflammatory response
Cellular component (GO): mitochondrion
Source: RefSeq, a predicted model, not a curated record
UUUCCGUGGCGACAGGAGCCUGCGGAAGGCGGCGGCGGCGGCGGCUGCUGCAAGAAGAGGCCGAGGCCGGGCAUGGUGGCGCCGACGGGCCUCUGAGAGACAAGUUGCGGCGGGGCCCGCCAUGCGCCGGCGGCCCUGACAUGGGCGCCAGCGGCUCCAAGGCCCGGGGCCUGUGGCCCUUCGCCUCGGCGGCGGGGGGCGGCGGCCCGGAGGCGGCGGUCGUCGAGCAAGCUUUGGUGCGGCCGCGAAGCCGAGUCGUGCCCCCCUUCGUGUUCACGCGCCGCGGCUCCAUGUUCUAUGAUGAGGAUGGGGAUUUGGCUCACGAAUUCUAUGAGGAGACAAUCGUCACCAAGAAUGGGCAGAAGCGGGCCAAGCUGAGGCGAGUGCAUAAGAACCUGAUUCCUCAGGGCAUCGUGAAGCUGGAUCCCCCCCGCAUCCACGUGGAUUUCCCUGUGAUCCUCUAUGAGGUGUGAGCCUGCAGAGCACAGGCAAAAGCACCUCCUGCCCCAGCAAGAAACCCCCAGGCUCAAGGUGUGGCAUCCUUUCUGGAACCUAGGCUGGGUUCAAGACCCUGAAUAAACUGCAUUGGCCUGGAACCUCCCUCUCUGAGCGGCCAGUCCUGCAGUGUCAGCUGGGUGUUGGUUUCUGUGUGGACAAGGAGGAACUGGUGGCUGGUGAGGCUGAUGAGGCUGAUGGUUGAGUUACCGGCCCACCUGCCCCAGCACGCCCUACAAGGCACACAGCAGGGCAUAUGCUGCUUAGGAAUGCCUGGCUCCUGUGCCCUUGCCUGGCCUGCAUUCUCCCAAGCUUGCCUAAGGCCCAGCCCUACUAGGGGCUACAGCACUUUACAAGCAAGAUCUGCCUUUUUCCAGCCUCUGGGCUGUAGGAACUAUACACAAGUGGGAGCUUCCUUCCCUUCACUUAAUAACCUUACCCCCUCCUUGGAGCAUUUCAGCCGUUUGCUACCUCGAUUCCUUUUGUGUUGGACAGAGGCUGGGGGCAGCACAAGCCUGAUUCUUCCUACCUGCCCGCUCAUCUGUCCCCCACCCCACUCUGCCCAGAUGGAUGUACAGUUUCUUCUGGCAGUUAACAGGAGCAGAGGCUGGUGUGGGAGGCUCUCCCUCCACCCAGGGCUGGGCUUACCCCACCCCACUGCAGCUAGUUAUUGCUCCCCCAUCCCCAGGGUGAGAGGACAGGAAGGACUGUGUAUGCCUCUGCCUGUGGGGUUUGCCCUGACCUACCUACUUUGGUCUAGUCCCCCCUGCGUUGGCACCAGCCCCAUGCCCACUCCCCACUGGGAGGAGCCCGUCCACCACCCUUUGGUGUGGGACAGCACCCUAGGUCUGGUGCCAGUGACCCUCUCCCUACACUAUAGUCGUCUCUUGAGGAUCAGCCAAGGGCAAGUACCGGAGCCCCUGGGCAGGGACAGAAAGAUCAGCCAUGAAGCGAAUGCUCUAAAUGUGAUGUUUGAAAAUAGUCUAGGCCAUGAUGUUGUUGGGGCAGCCUGAUUUCCACAUAGAAAUUACUUACUCCUUAUCACUGCGCAAGCUCUGUGCUUCAAGAGUGUGGGAAAUGGCCUGGGGAGGGUGGCCCCCAGUUUAGGAAGGCUGUUAUUUGUUCAGUUUCAAUAAAAUUAUUUGUAGACCCUG